UUUAUUAGCUGGGAGUGGUGGAGAGAAGCCAGGCAGGAAGAGGCAGUAAUAAGAAACAUUUUUUUGACUUCUCCCACAUCCAGACCACAGAGCGCUUGCCAAGCGGCUGCGCUCGGACAACAGGGCUGCUGAGCCGAGUCCCCAGGGCCGGGACGGGGACAGAGACGUUCCCCCACCGGGACGGGCAACACUGCAGCCGCAGGAGCCCCCACGGUGCCGGGACGGGUGGUGGGAGGGGAGCAGACCCAUGAAGCUCCUCCAAGCCGGGGAACACGGCACGGAGCAGAGCUGCCCCGGCUGAGCCGCGCACACCGCCUCCGAGCUCGGGACUGCAGCCGGGAAAGCCUCGCCGGGACCGGGCAGUUCCGUGGGCGCCUGUGGGACACGGAUGCUGUAGGCUGAAGCUUUGGGAGCCUGUGGAAAAAGCUCUCACCGACUCCGACGUGGUGUCCAUCCAGCCCUUCGCACCUGCAGCUGGUACCACCGCACACGCCUGGCUCACCCUGCUUCCCCCCAGCUGGCACCGGCACCGGCACCAGCCGGCACGAGGGUCUCUGCUGUGUCUGGCUCCCUGUGAAAAGGCGACAGAGGGGAACUGAGUCACGAGCCACAUCCUGUGGCGAAACCCCCCCAGGAGCAGCAGAAACCACAGGGGAGGGCGGAAGAGCCAGGAUUGCAAAGCUCUGCCGAGCCACCCCGCUAAGAGCAAGGGACCCUCUAGCCAUCACGCAUGUCCCUGAGGAUUGUGUCCAGCCACCCCCUUUCCCAGGUUCCCACCGCCUCCUGCCCCAUCUCCCCCCAACAGUCCCUUUGCUUUUCUCUCCGUGGGGUCACCGGGAAAUUCCCCUUCCCCGGGGCUGGGUCUUGCUCCAGACCCCCCGUCCGGCCAGUGCUGCGGCACAACUGCCUAUUGCUCCCAGCCGCUUCUGCCGGCGCCCACACCCCAUCCGAGAGGUUUCAGUUGGGGUUUUUUCCUUCUCCUGAUGCUGCUGCAAAUCCCAAAGGAUGGAAGGAUGUAAGACAGCAACGUGACUUGCCAUCACCUCCCAGCCAGGCUGGGGAAGAUGCUCCAGACACCAGGAAGGAAAAUGCCGUGUGGAGCCUGUGGCCGGGCGGUGCUGGCACUGAUGACCUUCUCCAUCGGCUUCGCAGCUGACGAGCUGCUGUGCGUCUGCGACGUGCCACACUGCAGCCUGCCCACCUGCACGGGCCAGGUGUGCUUCGUCAGCAAGAGGAAGGAGGAAGGGACCAUCACCCAGCACAAGGGCUGCUUCUCCCAGAACAUCCUGGAGAACUGCCACACGCCCGUGACGGAGCAGUACGGCAUGAGGUGCUGCAACUCCAGCAUGUGCAAUGCCGAGCUGGAGAUCUUCCUGCAAGGAGAAGAGGCCCUGGGAAAGGCACCUUCCCUGCCCAACCUCCUCCUGAUGAUCUUCGUCCCGCUGCUUGCCCUCCUCAUCCUCGUGGCGCUCACGGCACUCUUCUGCUGGAAGGUGGCCCAGCAUCACCACCAGAAAAGUGACUUGGGCGACACAGACCUCAUGCUGAAGGCAUCCAUGGUGGGAGACAGCACUUUAGAGGACUUGCUGAACGAUGACUGCACCACAGGCAGUGGCUCGGGGCUGCCUUUCCUCGUCCAGCGAACAGUGGCUCGGCAGAUCACCCUCGUGGAGUGUGUGGGCAAAGGACGCUAUGGCGAGGUGUGGCGAGGUGUGUGGCACGGGGAGAGUGUGGCCGUGAAGAUCUUCUCCUCCCGGGACGAGCAGUCGUGGUUCCGUGAGACCGAGAUCUACAACACUGUCCUCCUCCGGCACGACAACAUCCUGGGCUUCAUCGCCUCCGACAUGACGUCGAGGAACUCCAGCACCCAGCUCUGGCUCAUCACGCACUACCACGAGAAUGGCUCGCUCUACGACUACCUGCAGAGGACAGCCCUGGAUGUGGAGACUUGCCUGGGGUUGGCCUCCUCCAUCAUCUGCGGCCUCGUCCACCUCCACGUGGAGAUCUUCGGCACCCAGGGCAAGCCUGCCAUUGCCCACCGUGACCUAAAGAGCAGGAACAUCUUGGUGAAAAGCAACCGGCAGUGCUGCAUUGCAGACCUGGGGCUGGCCGUCAUGCACUCCCAGGGCAGCGACUACCUGGACAUCGGCAACAACCCCCGGGUGGGCACCAAGCGCUACAUGGCCCCAGAAGUGCUCAGCGAACAGAUCCGCACCGACUGCUUCGAGUCCUACAAGAAGACGGACAUCUGGGCGUAUGGGCUGGUGCUCUGGGAGAUCACCCGGCGGACGGUGGUGAAUGGCAUCGUGGAGGAGUACCGGCCGCCCUUCUUCGACGCCGUCCCCAGCGACCCCAGCUUCGAGGACAUGAAGAAGGUGGUGUGCAUCGACCAGCAGACCCCCGUGAUCCCCAACCGCCUCUUCUCCGACUCGGUUUUGUCGGCGCUGGCAAAGAUCAUGAAGGAGUGCUGGUACCAGAGCCCCUCGGCCCGCCUCACCGCCCUGCGGAUUAAAAAGACGCUGAAGAAGUUGAACAAUUCCCUGGAAAAGCCCAAGCCAGAGCAGUGAACGCCGGGCACACACCGGAGCCGCUCGCAGGCUGCACCGGGGACGGCGGCAAAGCCAACGCCAGGAUGGCUCCCGGUUACACAGGGGGUUUUGCUUGCAGCUCCCACCUUUCCUACCCCCUCCUUGGAGCCUUUUUAAUUUGCAAGGAGGGAAAAAGUAGGGGAAAAAAAAAAAGCAAGGGAGGAAUUUUCCAGCCCGGUUAUAAAAAUACCCCCUGGAUCCGUCAUCUGACGCCGGCCCGUCUCGUCUGCCCGGCGGGGAUGGCAGCGGGCGCCUGGGGCUGGCGGCCCGUUCCAAGCCCCCCAGCCAGACACCACAGCCGAGGGGCAAGCAAGCGCCGGAGCCAGCACCAUCCCCUGCCACAGCCCCCGAGCCUGGCUGGGCACCCACCCCAUGGCUGGCACCCAGCGCAACGCGCAGGCAGCAGGUGCUGCCCAAACCUGCCUGCCCGGCACGUUGGCAGCGGGGAUGCCGCGGGCUCGGCGGCGGCAGCAGGAAUUCCCCGGCAGGGCUGCAGUGCCCGGCGUGUCUCUUGCCGAAGGAGGUCUGGAUUUCGCUGGGAAAGGAUGGACCAGGGGCAGCAUCCCCCCCCGACAGGGCUGGAUCUCCACCCCGGUGCAUCUCGGGGCUCCCCAGAACAAGGAACCGCCAGCACCGAGCGGGACCUGAGCAUCACCCAUGCCGCAAGGUCCCGCCGAGACAGGGGCUCCCACAGCCACGGUGGCUUGAUCCUUCCCUGCCGAGCAGCCGGCAUUCCUCCUUUCCAAGCCCUUUUGAUCUUUGCCAACAUUUUGGUGUUUUCCAGGGCAUUUUGGUGCACCCUGCGGCCGGCUCCAGCCCACACCACUCGUCGCCAUCCCCAAAACCACCCCAUGUUCAGGGCUGUUCGGACAGGACCGGGAUGUUCAGCAGAACCAGCUUUGCUCCAUAAUUAUUUAAUUAUUAAGAUUUAAUAUAUUUAAUAAAGUGUAAAGCUAUUUUAUCGCUUAA
Molecule: messenger RNA, 3557 nt
Organism: Harpia harpyja (harpy eagle)
Lineage: Eukaryota; Metazoa; Chordata; Aves; Accipitriformes; Accipitridae
Gene: ACVRL1
Product: activin A receptor like type 1
Exons: 11
Coding region: 1065-2567 (500 amino acids)
Biological process (GO): transforming growth factor beta receptor signaling pathway; BMP signaling pathway; dorsal/ventral pattern formation
Cellular component (GO): plasma membrane; BMP receptor complex
Molecular function (GO): transforming growth factor beta receptor activity, type I; ATP binding; SMAD binding
Source: RefSeq, a predicted model, not a curated record